CCUGCCUUGAGCCUGCCUCACCUUGAUUGACAGUUUCGGCAUCACUAUUCAGUUCCCUUGGUAUUAAUACUUGUCCUUUCCCUCGGAUUUCUAUCUGCUCUCCAUCAUUGUCUAUUUGCUCCAGCCUGGAGCCAGCUCAAAUUGUGCAAAUCAUGAUAGCUCAUGACUCAACUAGCCUUUUGAACUAUGCUCCCAACUUUAUCCCUCUAGAGGAAUUGAAGAGUGCAUGCACUCACAGCAAAGCCUGGGUAUCUAUUGACGGAUUGGUAUAUGAUCUAACUGAGUUCAUUUGUCAACACCCGGGGGGCAAGGACUUCAUCUUAUUGGCAGCCGGAAAAGAUGUGACAAAGGUCUUCGAAGCAUAUCAUGGACAAAAACAGCACCACAUUUUACAAAAAUUUCGGAUUGGGUUGCUAGUAGGACAGGAUGUGCCUUCUUUUCCACCUUCAGAUGAUUUCUUUUUGACACUCAAAAGACGUGUCAACAAUCACUUUUGGGCUUUCAAAAUAGACCCAAGACACUCUGCAGGAGCAUAUAUCAGAUAUAUCUCCACUGCCCUCAGCAUAUGGAUCUUGUAUGGGUUGCAGUGGUGGUUGCCAUCUAACUCAUUCUGGGUAUUCUAUCUUGUUUCUGUUGCACAUGGUGUCGCAUUGUCUCAGUACAGUGUCACUGCUGUGCAUGAUGGUUCUCAUGGUGCCAUUGGCCAUAACCCAAGAGUCUGGAGACUUCUUCUUAUUGGUCAUGAUUUUUUUGUCGGGUGUUCAAGCACAUUAUGGACAUACCAGCAUGUUAUGAGCCACCACAUUUUCACAAAUGUUGACGGUUAUGAUGCUGACAUUGAAACAUCUGAGGUUGAAUUCUGGCGCAUCAAAGACUCUCAGAAAUACUUUAGCAUUUACCAGCUCCAGUCUUUCUAUUCUCCUAUCCUUUAUAUUCUCCUUGGUUGUGCUGUCCGUUUCGAAGAUUUGACUCAUUAUUUUGCUGGUCAUCGAGGCCCAUUGAAGGUGAAUUCUUUCACAUUUUCGCAGAAAAUGAUAUUUUGGAAUGGAAAGUUGUUCUUUUUUACAAGCCGCAUUGUUCUUCCAUUGUUCUGGGGAAUUACUCUUUCACGAGUUAUCUCAGCGUUUCUGGUGGCAGAUUUCACAUUAUCCAUCAUCCUUGCAUUGAUUUUUCAGGCCACCCAUGUUGUCGAUACUGCGGCAUUCCCAGUGGUGAAUCCUAAAACCGGGAACAUCGAUGUUGACUGGGCACGCUUACAAGUAGAGACAGCACAAGAUUACGGUCAUGAUCGACCAUUCACAACCUUCUUCUCGGGUUCCCUUAACUACCAGGUGGUUCAUCAUCUUUUCCCGUAUAUCGCUCAAGAGCACCUCCCAGCAGUUGCAAAAAUUGUGCGCCAGACUGCUAAAGAGUACGGGGUGAAGUACGAAGUCAAAGAUAGUCUCUGGACUGCUAUCGGAGGACAUAUUGGACUGCUUCGAAUGUUGGGAACUCCUCCACAUUCUCAUUGA
Messenger RNA from Lentinula edodes (shiitake mushroom), 1511 nucleotides. RefSeq names its product delta-5 fatty acid desaturase. Bases 153 to 1511 code for a protein of 452 amino acids. Gene Ontology annotation, molecular function: oxidoreductase activity, acting on paired donors, with oxidation of a pair of donors resulting in the reduction of molecular oxygen to two molecules of water. The record is from RefSeq and is a predicted model, not a curated record. The transcript is spliced from 9 exons. Gene Ontology annotation, biological process: lipid metabolic process. Gene Ontology annotation, cellular component: membrane. NCBI's taxonomy places the organism in Eukaryota, Fungi, Basidiomycota, Agaricomycetes, Agaricales, Omphalotaceae.